This is a messenger RNA of Tachysurus fulvidraco (yellow catfish), 1900 nucleotides long. Its product is annotated as calnexin. Lineage: Eukaryota; Metazoa; Chordata; Actinopteri; Siluriformes; Bagridae. The transcript has 14 exons. Gene Ontology annotation, cellular component: endoplasmic reticulum membrane; endoplasmic reticulum. The record is from RefSeq and is a predicted model, not a curated record. Gene Ontology annotation, biological process: protein folding. Gene Ontology annotation, molecular function: calcium ion binding. The coding region runs from base 419 to 1783 and encodes 454 amino acids.
AAGUCCACCCUAGAUAACUGGCAGCAUCAGGAAACAGCAUAGUGACAGAGACCUCAUUCACGUUCAUCGCUUUUCAUUUGGCUCUCGCUUAGGGAACAAGAACAAAGGGAUUAUUGAAAUUUGGGAUUAUAUUACAGUAUAAGAAACGUUUGGUAAUUUUCAUGAUUAUGACCAUGAUCAUCAGGCAGGGGGCGCUCAUUGCUUUCUGUUUCUGUUCGACUGUGAUUGUGAGCAGGGAGGAGCAGGCAUAUUUUGCAGAAACAUUUGACACAAGCCCAUUGGAUAGAGCCGAAUAAUAGUCACAUCUCAUCUGUCUCAUCUUUGUUUGUGCUGAAGAAAAUGGGUUAUUUCCCAGUCACUGAAAGAAGGAGACUUGGACAUUCAUAAAUAUGAUGGAAAGUGGCUUUUAGAGGAGGCAAUGAAUCAAGCCUCCACAGGAAAUAAGGGCCUUGUCCUUAAGUCUCCUGGCCGUCACCAUGCUAUUUCUGCAUACCUACGGACAGUCUACCACUUCAGAGAAAAUCCUCUGUGUCUACAGUAUGAAGUUUUCUUCCAAAAUGGCAUUGACUGUGGAGGAGGCUACAUAAAGUUGCUGUCUGAUUCGGACGACCUGCGAUUGAGUCAGUUUAAUGAUGCCACACCGUACACCAUCAUGUUUGGUCCAGACAAAUGUGGAAGUGUAUACAAAGUACAUUUCAUCAUCCGCCAUCGGAACCCACUGACAGGCGAUUAUGAGGAGAAGCAUGCCCGGCAGCCUGACACUGACCUGAGUGACUAUUUCACGGACCACAACCCUCAUCUCUACACUCUUAAUUUGUAUCCUAACAACACAUUUGAAAUUCUAAUUGACCAAACACUAAUCAAUAACGGCAGCCUACUAGAGGACAUGGAUCCCCCAGUGAUGCCUCCACGUGAGUUAGAGGACCCGGAAGAUACUAAACCCUUUAACUGGGAUGACAGGCGUUAUAUUCCAGAUCCCACGAUAACCAAGCCUUAUGACUGGGAUGAAGAAGCACCUCGGCUUAUUGCUGACCCCACAGCGCAGAGACCUCAUAGCUGGAUAGAAGAGCAGGAGCCCUUUGUCCCUGAUCCUGAGGCUCAAGCUCCACAUGACUGGUCAGUGGAGAUGGAUGGAGAGUGGGAAGCUCCACUCAUUGAUAACCCUGCCUGCUCCCAUGCGGCAGGCUGUGGGCCGUGGAAGCCUCCCAUGGUGCCCAACCCAGCAUAUAAAGGGAAGUGGAAACCACCUAUGAUUGACAACCCAAAUUAUCAGGGAAAAUGGCAGGCACGAAUGAUCCCUAACCCAGCUUACUUUGAGGACACUCAGCCAUUCAGAAUGAGUCCUGUGUCUGCAGUAGGCUUUGAGUUGUGGUCUCUAACUGGAGAUGUGCUGUUUGACAACAUCCUGUUGUGUGAUGACCUCAUGAUCGCCAGACACUGGACAGAGGACACAUGGGGACAAAGUCAGAGACCUGGAGUUGUGGAGAGGUUACUGCUUGCCACAGUAAAGCGUCCCUGGCUCUGGGGUGUGUACGUGUUCACCGUGGGCCUUCCCAUCAUCCUCUUUAUUAGUUUCAUGUGGCCUGAUAAGCGAUUUGGCCCCUCGGAUCAGGAUUAUUACUACAAAAAAUGUGAUGAGCCUCAGCCAGACAGUCCACAGGAUCCAGAGGGCAACACCACAAAUUUCACAGAUAAUGGACCCAACAAAUCUACUGGCCUGAGGAAACGGGAAGCCAACAAAGCACAGAAAAAAUCAGACUUGGAGUUAAAGGUCUUCAAAUAAUGCAAGUCAAAGUUAACCAAUGGAAGACAAAACAUUUACUUAGACUUUUAUACAUUUUAGACAUUUAUUUAGACUUACAAUAUACUAUACUUGAACUAUUCACUGGACACUCCAGAG